Molecule: messenger RNA, 903 nt
Organism: Drosophila ficusphila
Lineage: Eukaryota; Metazoa; Arthropoda; Insecta; Diptera; Drosophilidae
Product: microsomal glutathione S-transferase 1
Exons: 2
Coding region: 395-898 (167 amino acids)
Cellular component (GO): membrane
Source: RefSeq, a predicted model, not a curated record
CUGAGUAAGUUAAGAGAUGAUUAUUAUUAUUUGUUAACAAAAUAAACAGUUUAAGAACGACACUUAAUUUAUGCCCAAGCUAUUUUUAAGCAAAAACUGCUACACUUUAUCAGUUUUUAAACUGCAUACAUCCGUUUUAUGAAUCGAUUUUUGGCAGGCCUACUUAGUUUACGUACUCAUAAAUAAUUAUAAGCGAAAUGCACUUAAGCCCCCGCUAGAAAUAACCAUCAGAAAGCGGCCGAAGCGGAGUGGCUUCCUGUAAAUUAUUGAGUAAUUAUAAUGUAGUAAUUAGGUCAGUUGAGGGAACCGCGUCACCUGCUGUCCCUCCUCCGGCAGUCGGCCACCUGGGCCACGCAAUCACCUGCGAACGGUCGACGGGAACGGAGCUUUCGCCAUGGACAACGGACUAACCGAUGCCACGCCCACCGCCGCCGCCUUCCGGCUGGUGCUGCUGAGCAAAUCGAAUCCGGUGAUGGGCUGCUACAUGUUCUGGACCAGUCUGUUGGUGCUCAAGAUGCUGGUAAUGUCGCUGCUCACGGCUCGCCAGCGGAUGAAGACCAAGACCUUUGCCAAUCCGGAGGAUUUGCGACUCAGUCGGAGCACGGAGGUUCGGUUCGGGGAUCAAAACGUGGAGAGGGUGCGACGAGCCCAUCGCAAUGAUUUGGAGAACAUUCUGCCCUUCCUUUUCAUGUCGCUGGCUUAUGUGGCCAGCGGACCGAAUCCGCUGACCGCCCGUCUGCUCAUCCGGAUCGGAGCCAGCGCCCGGCUGCUCCACACGCUGGUCUACGCAGUGAUCCCGGUGCCGCAGCCGGCCAGAGCCCUGGCCUUCUUCACCACCUUCGCCAUCACCUGCUUCGAGGCGGGCUACGUGCUCAUCUGCUGUAUUAAGUACAUUUAGAGCCC